Ascochyta rabiei is the source of this 924-nucleotide messenger RNA. RefSeq lists its product as uncharacterized. The record is from RefSeq and is a predicted model, not a curated record. Gene Ontology annotation, biological process: carboxylic acid metabolic process. Lineage: Eukaryota; Fungi; Ascomycota; Dothideomycetes; Pleosporales; Didymellaceae. The transcript has 2 exons. Bases 1 to 924 code for a protein of 307 amino acids. Gene Ontology annotation, molecular function: L-lactate dehydrogenase (NAD+) activity. Gene Ontology annotation, cellular component: cytoplasm.
AUGCCAGACCCCAAACUCACUUCCUCCGUCGCCAUCGUCGGCGCCGGCGAUGUUGGUGCUACGAUCGCAUACUCGCUGAUCAUGAACCCUGUAGCUGGCGAUAUCCUAAUGAUCGACCCUAAGGAGGAGGUCAGAGACGCACAGGUCCAGGAUCUGUCAGACGCCACAUUCCACGGCAACACCAGCACACGCGUCCGGGCAGGAACACACAAGGAAGCAGGUCAAUGCGACAUCAUUGUCUUCACGGCCGGCGCGAAACAAAAGAAAGGCGAGUCGCGAACCGACCUAAUCGGGCGCAACAAGUCCAUCCUCAAAUCGGCAAUCUCCGACAUGCAGCCCUUCGCAGACCACACCAUCCUCCUGCUGGUCGCCAACCCCGUCGACGUCAUCACCUACUUCGCACAAGAGUACUCUUCCCUCCCCAAGUCCCAGGUCAUCGGUUCCGGUACUUUCCUUGACAGCGCGCGCCUGCGCGGCGUUCUCGCCUCCAAAGCCGAAGUCGCUGCGUCCAGCAUCGACGCCUACGUCCUCGGCGAGCACGGCGAGUCUCAAUUCGUCGCCUGGAGCGCUGCGUCUAUCGGCGGCGUGCCGCUCGAGCAGGCCCUACUCCCCGACACCAACCUCGACAAGGACGCCAUUGCAGAAGACACCAAGAACAAAGCGACCAACAUCAUCGAGAACAAGGGCGCGACCAACUACGGUAUCGGCGGUGUGGCGGCUAGUAUAUGCAAAUCCAUCCUCUUCGACCAGAGGAACAUCCGCCCCGUCAGCCACUGGCAGGAGGAGCUGGGUGUUUGUCUGAGCAUACCGGCCGUUCUUGGACGUGGAGGGCUGGUGCGGACGAUCGAGCUGGGACUGUCAGGGGAGGAGAAGGAGAAGCUGAAGAAGAGUGCCGAGGCACUGAAGGAGAUCAUCAAUGCUUAA